This is a messenger RNA of Bactrocera neohumeralis, 507 nucleotides long. RefSeq lists its product as uncharacterized. NCBI's taxonomy places the organism in Eukaryota, Metazoa, Arthropoda, Insecta, Diptera, Tephritidae. The record is from RefSeq and is a predicted model, not a curated record. The transcript has 3 exons. The annotation marks the transcript as partial.
GUCUCUUCUUCUGCGAACGCUCUGGGCCAAUCGAAGUGUCCCGGCGAGUGUCGAAUUAAUGUGCCGAGCACAUCGGUAUGCAUUAUUGUGCAACAGGAGCCAGCGCAAUGCCUAAAAAUCAAGGAAUGUACACUAAAUGAGAUGAACUGUGCAAGGAGGCGACAGAAUAUACCACUGCUGAGCAGAUCGAAAAUCGAACGUUGCUCUCUCAUAAGUGGCACCACUGGCAGCGGACGUUGCAGCGUCAUCAAAAAUUGCCAGAAUAUAAAAUGUGUCAACGAUAAGGUGGUUGGCUGCCAAAAGGUCGGCAAGCAGUGUCGACUAAUGACGAUCUGCGCAGCCCGAAAGGAAAAAUGUGCUCGUGCGCCGAAUAAUCAAAUGCAGAGCGUUCGCGUUGGAGCUUGUAGAGGUUUCAAACUCACCGAGGGCUUCAAACCAUGCACACCGUUUAGAAGGAAGAAGAAGAAGAAGACCUCAACCAGAAUUAAGAAGUUACUCAAAGGUUGA